AUGGUACCUACCAAGCACUUGCGUACCUCGGAUGCACCUUGGACCUUGCUUGGGAGCUGCCUGGUGCCGGACAACCUCCUUCCGAAAAGUGGCGAGACAGACGACACGCAGCGGCAGCACCGCAGCACUACAGGCCACGGUACACACACCAACGCCCUGCCCGUCCGACGGCGUCCAGUCCUCCCCAUGACGCUCAGCACGAGCAUGCUCCGACGCGGCGUGUCGGGCACCUCGAGGACCGCAUUCCCCGCCGCCUUGGCUUCGCCGUCGCCAUGGCUUCGCCGGAGCGUCCGAGGUGACGUCGUGCCGGCUCGCGUCGAGGCCCGGCUCCAGUCUUCGGGACGUUUCCAACCCCUGCGGCCGCCGUCCCCCGUCGAGCUGGGCGCCCCCCGGGCGGCGAAGCAGUACCGGCGAGGGAGGAGAUGGGGCCGUCGGCUGCUCCUCGUCCUCGUCGUCGGCGGCGUCGUCCACCUCGUCGACCGCGAGGUCUACGCCUCGGGCUUCGGCCGCACCCUCCGAACCUUUGGCACGACGCUCCUCGUCGCCGUCGACUACAAGAUCAACUUCCGGCCGGAGCCGCUCACGGCCGGCUCGGUGCCGGACCUGCACACGCGCAACGCCGAGCGGCUCUUCGAGCUGCUGCGUCUCAACGGCGGCCUCUACCUCAAGAUCGGCCAGGCCAUCGCCAUGCAGAGCGCCGUGCUGCCCCCCGAGUUCCAGCGCAUGUUCGGCCGCAUGUUCGACGACGCGCCGCAGGACGACUGGAGGGACGUCGAGAGGGUGAUACGGCAGGACUUUGGCCGGUCCGUCGAGGACGUCUUCGGCGUCAGCUUCACCGGCGCGCCGGGCAUGGGCGUCAUGGAGCGCCGGGCGAGGGCCAGCGCGAGCGUCGCCCAGGUGCACUGGGCCCGGCUCCCCGACGGCCGGGAGGUGGCGGUCAAGAUACAGAAGAGGGAGAUUGCGAAGCAGAUUGCGUGGGAUCUGUGGGCUUUCAAGACCGUCGCCUGGAUCUACUCCCGGUGGUUCGACCUGCCCUUCUACACCCUCGUGCCCUACAUCGCCGAGCGGCUCGCGCUCGAGACGGACUUUGUCAACGAGGCCGAGAACUCGGAGAGGAUGCGCUCGCUCGUCGAGGCCGAGCCGCGGCUCCGCGGACGCGUCUACGUUCCGACCGUCUACCCCGAGCUCAGCUCCAAGCGCGUGCUCACGACCGAGUGGGUCGAGGGCGUCAGGCUGUGGGACAAGCAGGCCAUGACCUCCCGCUGGCUCGGCGGACGCGGUCGGGGAUCGCCCGGCGCCCGCUGCCCGCUGCCGGCCGUCGACAUGGACGCCGCCCGACGACGGGUCCGGACGCGUCCGCCGAGCGACGCCGUCAAGCCCGAGAGGCAGGAGUGGCGGGGCGUCGGCGGCCGCGGCGGCCUCGGCGUCUCGGCCAAGGACGUCAUGACCACCAUGAUCGACCUCUUCUCGGCGCAAAUCUUCCAGUGGGGCGUCGUCCACUGCGACCCGCACCCGGGCAACAUCUUUGUCCGCCGGCUGCCCGGCGGCAGGCCCGAGCUCGUGCUCAUCGACCACGGGCUCUACGUCUACAUGUCGCCCGCGUUCCGGCACGAGUACGGCCGGUUCUGGAAGGCGCUCAUGACCUUUGACAACGAGACCAUCGUCGCCGUCACCGAGCGCUGGGGCAUCCGGGGCGCCGACCUCUUCGCCAGCGCCACGCUGAUGCGCCCGUACGAGGGCGGCGACUCGUCGACGAGGGCCGACUUCCUCAAGGGUCUCGAGGGCAAGACGGCCUCGGAGCGGCACUACGCCAUGCAGCGACGCAUGAAGCAGGGGAUCCGGGACGUGCUGGCCGACGAGGAAAAGUGGCCCAAGGAGCUCAUCUUCCUCGGCCGCAACAUGCGCAUCGUCCAGGGCAAUAACCAGUACCUCGGCUCGCCCGUCAACCGCGUCAAGAUGAUGGGCGAGUGGGCGAGCCGCAGCCUGUUCGAGGACCCCACGCUGCCGAGGGCGCAGCGGCUGCGGAACGCGUGGCGGCACGCCCUCUUCACCUCGGUCAUGGCCGCCACCGACGUCGCCUUUUACUUUUUCAAGCUGCGGCAGUGGCUCGGGCUCGGCGGCGGCAUGGAGGACGAGAUGGAGAAGCGCAUGAAGGACGUGGCCCAGGACUACGGCAUCGAGCUGCAGCACCAAGUGUUUGAAGGGUAG
Molecule: messenger RNA, 2208 nt
Organism: Drechmeria coniospora
Lineage: Eukaryota; Fungi; Ascomycota; Sordariomycetes; Hypocreales; Ophiocordycipitaceae
Exons: 2
Coding region: 1-2208 (735 amino acids)
Source: RefSeq, a predicted model, not a curated record